Messenger RNA from Drosophila gunungcola (fruit fly), 1970 nucleotides. It is a transcript of the gene Drice, whose product is annotated as caspase. The coding region runs from base 227 to 1234 and encodes 335 amino acids. The transcript has a single exon. Gene Ontology annotation, cellular component: cytoplasm. Gene Ontology annotation, biological process: proteolysis; apoptotic process. NCBI's taxonomy places the organism in Eukaryota, Metazoa, Arthropoda, Insecta, Diptera, Drosophilidae. The record is from RefSeq and is a predicted model, not a curated record.
AAUUUUAACUGCUCAUCUGCGGUCAUACUAACUUGAAGAAUAAAGCAAAGCCAAUAAAUAAUUAGUUAAUCACUAGUUGUCUUUGUUGCGCGUAAACACGGCUUUUCUCCAGAACUUAGCACUGUUACCGCUGUCGUGCAGUUUAGUUUUUUACGGAAUUUGUAAAACCAGUUUCGAAGUGUUUGUGACUCAUCAGUUUUUACAGGCUCAAGGAGGGAAUUUCGUCAUGGACGCCAGCAACAAUGGAGAAUCCGGGGAUCAGGUGGGAAUAAGGGUGGAUUCUAAUCCGGACGAUCACACCGAUGCCCUGGGUUCCGCGGGCUCAGCGGGCAACAGCGUACUGGUCCCAGGAUCCUCGCAUCCUUAUGGCACCGGAGCCAUCGGGCAGCUGGCCAAUGGGUACAGCUCACCCUCCUCCAGCUACCGCAAAAAUGUGGCCAAAAUGGUCACCGAUCGCCAUGCAGCCGAGUACAAUAUGCGUCACAAGAAUCGCGGCAAGGCCCUGAUCUUCAACCAUGAGCACUUCGAGGUGCCUACUCUGAAAUCCCGGGCAGGAACCAACGUGGACUGCGAGAACCUCACCCGGGUGCUCAAGCAGCUGGACUUCGAGGUGACGGUGUACAAGGACUGCCGCUACAAGGACAUCCUGCGAACGAUUGAGUAUGCAGCCUCGCAGAAUCACGCUGACAGUGAUUGCAUCCUGGUGGCCAUCUUGUCGCACGGCGAGAUGGGCUACAUCUAUGCCAAGGACACGCAGUACAAGCUGGAAAACAUCUGGAGCUUCUUCACGGCCAACCAUUGUCCCUCUCUGGCCGGCAAGCCCAAGUUGUUCUUCAUCCAGGCCUGUCAAGGCGAUCGGCUGGACGGCGGAGUGACCAUGCAGCGCAGCCAGACGGAAACGGAUGGCGACUCGUCGAUGAGCUACAAGAUACCCGUGCACGCCGACUUCCUGAUUGCCUACUCCACCGUUCCGGGCUUCUAUUCGUGGCGCAACACCACCCGCGGCAGCUGGUUCAUGCAGAGCCUGUGCGCCGAAUUGGCGGCCAAUGGCAAACGGCUGGACAUCCUCACGCUGCUCACCUUUGUGUGCCAACGCGUGGCCGUGGACUUCGAGUCCUGCACCCCGGACACCCCCGAGAUGCACCAGCAGAAGCAGAUCCCCUGCAUCACCACCAUGCUGACGCGCAUUCUGCAUUUCCGUGACAAGCAGUCGGUUCCAGCUGGACGGGUUUGAUGGCUACUGGUGUGGAUUGGGCGCUGGCUACGACGCGGAGUGUGAUAAGAGAGGGAAGGGGUAGUAGUAGCAAUUAUGAUAAACAUUUAUUGGCUAUCGGUCAAAGCUGCAUAUUUUUUCACAAAAACACUUUUAGCCUGGCCAAAAGCUUGACAAGAUUGGACGCUAUGAACAAUAGAACCUUAUCUACUGCCCGUUUAUUUUAUUUAAGCACUAUGUAUCUUUCAAUUGGCAUUUACUAUGGCCGCAUUUGCCCUUCUUAAUUAACAGGAGGUUGGGUAGAUUUAUAAAAAUAAGAUAUGAAAGAGACUUUUAACAUUUUGUCAUAUACAAAACUGAACUACAAGUAUUUAGGCCAAACAUUUAAAAUUUAUUUAUUUGACUUGCCUAGUUAAAAAACGAUCUCGAAAUUCAAAAUUGUCAUUUGAAUCUAAUCUAAGAACAAAUUGCUUGCAUUUACCCCACAAAUACAUUUUGCCUCUUCAGUUUUUAAUCAGGAAAGUCUACCCACCCUUAUCUAUAUCUACCUUAGACCGAUUUACUCUCUUUUUUAAAUGUGUAUACACAUAAAUAUCUAUAUAUAAUAAGCAUGUGUGUCAUGAUCGUCCGAAACAAAAACAAACAUAGUCUGUAGUUGAGAAUUUUAUGAACAACAUAUACACUAUCCUCUUUAUACCAUUUUGUACUCUUAUAUAAUACAUAUUAGCAAAUGUUUUCCUUUCAAGUUUACCGCUAA